This is a messenger RNA of Drosophila ananassae, 4745 nucleotides long. It is a transcript of the gene Antp, whose product is annotated as homeotic protein antennapedia. Gene Ontology annotation, molecular function: DNA-binding transcription factor activity, RNA polymerase II-specific; RNA polymerase II cis-regulatory region sequence-specific DNA binding. Lineage: Eukaryota; Metazoa; Arthropoda; Insecta; Diptera; Drosophilidae. Bases 1548 to 2696 code for a protein of 382 amino acids. Gene Ontology annotation, biological process: anterior/posterior pattern specification; negative regulation of transcription by RNA polymerase II. Gene Ontology annotation, cellular component: nucleus. The transcript has 8 exons. The record is from RefSeq and is a predicted model, not a curated record.
GCCAACGCCAACGUUGGAUUAAUAAGGAGUUCUCGCUGGGAUUUUCACAUGUAUAUGGUUGGAAUUGAAUGCUUUAUGGUUUUAGUUUGAUAGGAGUCGUAAAGAAAUCAACAUCGAACAAAGCACUCGAGCCGAGUACGCUGUUUUGCCCACGUGUGCGAGCCAGUGUCUGUCUGUGUGGUUGUGUGUGUGUCCCUGUGUGUGUGGGGAUCCCAGAGACAUAACGGUGAAAACGGUACCGAACACUAUUCGCUCGCUCUCCGCCGUCGCGGUCGCUUUUGGCGCUCCUCUCUUCGCAGUUGGUGUGCUCCAAUUGUCAGGCCCCAGGCCGUAAAGAUCGCCCUGGCCCAGGCCGUAAAAAUAAUCAUAACAAUAAUCGUAAAAAAUUAGAACCGCAGUCGCACAGUGGCCCUCGUUCGGCGCAGACAUUAAACCCCAAAAAUAAUAACAAUAAUAAUCGCCAUAAAAACACCAGCAAGCAAAUCAAAACAAAAACCCAGACCAGGGGGGAUUCAGGCAGCAAAAAAAAACAGAAAACAAAAAAAAAAAAGAAAUUCGCGCGCGUAUCUUUUUGAGUGUCUGUCUGGCAGGUGUCUGGCAGAUGUACCCCGCUAAUUGUGCAAUAUCACUACAGUGUGCUAAAAAGUUCCAAUUGAUCAAGCCAAAUCCUACUACCUAAGUGUUUAUCUAUUCUUAACAACGUGCACCCAAAACUUGAAUCUGCCGCACAACGUUUUCUAGUCCCCCGCAAAACGAGCAAUAUUUUUAACUUCAAAAGGCAAAAGUUUUAACUCUCGCAGUCAAAAAAGAAAAUAUAAUCGUAGACAGCCAAAAAAUACAAAGAAAAAGUAAGAAAACAUCUACAGAUGCGAAGAUAAAGUUUCAUUUCAAUGUGGGUAAAGUUUUACUUCAACUGAGAAAUUUGCAAAGCUCCCAAGGAUUGAAGGAUAAGCACACGUUGUUGGAUUAAAAAGUGCAAUUUUGGAUUAACCCAGGUGUAAAUGGAUUACAAAAUUGGAUUACUUACAUGGAUUACCACAAUUUAGCAGCACAUCGAAUAAGGUAAAUAUCCCUCAAAGGACUACAAUGGCAGAGAAUGAGUUUACUUUUCAAACUCUUUUCUUUAUCCCCGAAGUUUCAAAAUCAAAAUUGAGGAAUACCAACUAGAGGAUAAGGCUACUUAAGGAUCAAAAAAGGACACCAAGGAAAGGAGACGAUAUCGUCACUUUUGGCCAAGACAGCAAACAGAGGAACAGAAAAGCGGAAAUCAUUUUAUACCUCACACCACAACUACACACUAACUAAGAUUAGGAUACGCAACUGUACAUUGUACUUAAGUGUUCAAAGGAUAUUUAGUUCACUUUGUAUAUAAGAAAAGUAGCUAAAAGCACCGGGAGGCAACAGGAGCACGGAGCACCACAGUCACUAGCCACUAAGAGCCGCCGAGCCGUUGAGCCGCAGUCACGAUCACGUUCACGCCAGGAUCAGGUUUGGGGGGAGGACCCGGAGCAGGUGCAGGAGCAGCGGACGCUGAAGCAGCCGCCACAAUGACGAUGAGUACAAACAACUGCGAGAGCAUGACCUCGUACUUCACCAACUCGUACAUGGGGGCGGACAUGCAUCAUGGCCACUAUCCGGGCAACGGCGUCACCGAUCUCGAUGCCCAGCAGAUGCAUCCCUACAGCCAGAACCCGAACCAUCAGGGCAACAUGCCCUACCCGCGCUUCCCGCCCUACGAUCGCAUGCCCUACUACAACGGCCAGGGCAUGGACCAGCAGCAGCAGCAGCAACAGCAUCAGCAGCACCAGGUCUACUCCCGCCCGGACAGCCCCUCCAGCCAGGUGGGCGGGGUUAUGCCGCAGGCGCAGACCAAUGGCCAGCUGGUCGCCCAGCAGCAACAGCAGCCGUCGCAGAACCAGCAGCAACAGCAGCAGGCCCAGGGUCCGCAGCACCAGCAGCAGAUCCCACAGGUGACGCAACAGGGGACACAUCCGCAGCAGCAGCAACAGCAGCAGCAGCAGCCCGUCGUCUAUGCGAGCUGCAAGCUGCAGGCGGCCGUCGGGGGCCUGGGCAUGGUGCCGGAGGGAGGCUCGCCCCCGCUGGUGGACCAGAUGACCGGCCACCACAUGAACGCCCAGAUGUCGCUGACCCACCACAUGGGACACCCGCAGGCGCAGUUGGGGUAUACGGACGUUGGAGUUCCCGACGUGACAGAGGUGCACCAGAACCACCACAACAUGGGCAUGUACGGACAGCAGCAGACGGGAGUACCGCCAGUGGGCGCACCACCACAAGGCAUGAUGCACCAGGGCCAAGGGCCCUCACAGAUGCACCAGGGCCAUCCCGGCCAGCACACGCCCCCUUCCCAAAACCCGAACUCGCAAUCCUCGGGGAUGCCGUCACCACUGUAUCCCUGGAUGCGAAGUCAGUUUGGUAAGUGUCAAGAACGAAAACGUGGCCGUCAGACGUACACACGCUACCAAACUCUGGAACUGGAGAAGGAGUUCCACUUCAAUCGGUACUUGACCCGCCGGCGGAGGAUCGAGAUCGCCCAUGCCCUCUGCCUAACGGAGCGCCAGAUCAAGAUCUGGUUCCAGAAUCGGCGCAUGAAGUGGAAGAAGGAGAACAAGACGAAGGGCGAGCCGGGAUCCGGUGGCGAGGGCGACGAGAUUACGCCACCCAACAGUCCGCAGUAGAUUGGGGGGAUAAAGGAGGAGAGUCCAGUCCAGUCCAGUUAAAUGAAAUUUCUAUCUAAAUACAAUUUACGUUAGUUCGGAGAGCGCAAAUGAAUUUACUUCGAUCCCAGAGGACUAUCUAUUAUCUAUCCAAUUCGUUGAACUUCGCGUGAACUUAACUAAACAAAGAGAGGAAGCUCAGAACUCUACCUACAACUUAGUUAAUUGUUAUUAUUUUCUACUUAUUAUUUAAUUGUACACGAAUGGAGAGUGGAGAAAGCGAAAUAAGAUAAACGUAAAGAUAACGAUUACGAUAAAGAUACAAGUAAAGCGUAAAACUCAAACAAAACCAACUCAUGUGACCUCAGAUCUAAAUAAGCUAUAUUUAACUAUAAUGCAUAUAUAUACGUAUAAAUAUAUGGAUAACUAUACAUGAUACCAAGUAAAGCUAAAGGCAAGGAGUAAUAUAUAAAUAAAUAUAUAUGAAGCAUAUAUACUAUAUACACGAUAACAUUAGUUCUACGCGUCAUAAGUACUAUUAACUUAUAUAUACAGCCCCAUCAUAAACCCUAAACCCUAAACCCUAAACAUUAAACUAAAUCAAUGUUUGUAGCAAUCCUAGCGCAAAAGCAUUAAAUAAAAACCAAUAAAAAAACAUAAAAAAUGUGGCGUCAAAAUCCAUUGCAUGUUGGUUCAAAGAAACCCAAAACAUUUUAUAAAGCAGAACAUGUUAAUAAAGGACUUCUCCCUAAGCGAAGUCCUCAAAUUUAGACAAAGAAAUACCAAAACCACAGAAAGACGUUGCUUAAAGUAAACAAAACGUUUUCAUCUACAAUAAAGAACUAUACCAUACUUCUGUCGUAACUAUGAAUAGUAGGAAAUUGCAAACGAUUGGCAAAAUUCAACAAGGACAAAAAGGAUAAGGAUCUUUGGCUUAAAUACUUUCUAAAACUCUAAAUUGGACUCCAGUCCGAUUUGCAGAGAUACUCGAUUUAAAAGUGUUUUGCGUAUUUUUUUUUUGUAAUUUGUAAUUUCUUGUGCAAUUUUUAGUUCUUGCAAAAAAAAUAUAAUUCGAAUUAGGUCGAAAAGGAUAUAAAGUAUACCGAUAAAGCAAAAAUAUUAAUUGGCAAAUGAAAACAAAUACGAAUUGUUAACAAAACAAGAACUCAAAGAAUAUGUAUAAAUAUUAAAGAAAGAAAACCCUGUAAAGUAGUAAAUGAAGCGAAUGAAGUGAAUUAUUAUUCGAGUAUAUGGGGAAUCCCUUUGAACGCAGAACCGAACGAUUUCUAUAUGAAUAUACGCCUAACAACUAUAUAAAUGUAUGUACGUAACUCAAACUCAAUUUCCACGCCAGAUGUGUGGAAAUCUAUAUACCAAAGUCAAAAGAUUGAAAGAGAAGGAUAAGAGGAUGGGAGAGAAAAUAGUAAAGCAUCGUAUGUUUAUAUGUAGAUAUAUAAUUAAACAAACCCAAUAUAAAACUCGUAACUUUGUAGAGCGUUCCGUUUUGUAAAUCCCCCCAAAAAGCAGCCCUUUCCCACACUCCCAAACCGAUUCCCAGUCCCAGGUGAAAGGAUUUGUGAUUUGCAUGAAAAGAAAUUGUCAAAGGAUGUCGAAAAAGAGCACUUUUCAAACGAUUGGCUAUAAACACCCAUGAGAACGGAAUUCAACUCAAUCCAGAUACGUAACUUUCGGCCUCAUUCUGUAAGAAACUAACUAUUUAAGUUUCAAUUCAAAAAUAUUUAAAAAGAACAUAGGAUGUAGAAAUUCACAAGAAACAAAAUUCGAAUGCGUUGAUAAAAAAAAAUAUAUAUAUAUUUGAAUAAACAAAAAAUAUACAAAAAAAAAAAAUAAAAGAAACCCAAACAUUUGUGCGAAAUUGAAACGAAAUGUGGAAGCUAAACAAUUUGUUGUAAAUAAAAUUAAAAUUUUAGUGUAAACAUGAUGGAGAAUGCAGUUGAAGAGCUGUAAAGGCAAAGCAAAAAGCAUAAUGAAAAAUUAUAAUUAAAUUACAAAUGAGAUUUUGUUUUUAUUUGUAAUAUUUAUAAUAAAAAUAUAGUAUUUAAAAAUUUA